Molecule: messenger RNA, 2871 nt
Organism: Psylliodes chrysocephalus
Lineage: Eukaryota; Metazoa; Arthropoda; Insecta; Coleoptera; Chrysomelidae
Source: the annotation of a GenBank genome assembly
AUUUAAAAUUGAAAAUUACAAUUCAAAGAUCAAGUUUCAAAUAAUUUAGGAUAACAACUUAAACAUUUGCAAUCAAUAUUUUCUUCUGUUCGCGAGCACAAUGACUUUAAUAUGGAGGUAUUUAUUGCUUUCGAUUAUCGCAGUUAAAUGCAAAGCUGGUGGUAUUGUCGAUUUAAAUGGGCAAUGGCAUGUAAGAGAUACGAAAAGACAUUACUCAGACAUAAGCGCAACCGUGCCCGGUGGUAUUUAUACUGAUUUAAUGGACAACAACGUAAUUGGAAAUAUUUUUUAUGGAUACAAUGAUGUGGAAACAAAUUGGAUUCCAGAAAACGAAUGGACUUACUACAAGAAUUUCACAGUAAAUGAAGAAAUGUUGAGCAUUGAUAAUGUUAAUUUGGUUUUUGAAGGACUGGACACUUAUGCUAGAAUAUCGGUAAAUGGUAAAAGAGUUGGAGUUAGUCAAAAUAUGUUUUCUCGAUACGUUUUUGACGUUAAAGAUAAUAUAAAGCUAGGAGUAAACAAAUUGGAAGUACGCUUUUUAUCUCCCAUUAAAACUUCACAAGCAAUGGCUGAUAAACAGAAAUACGUCGUACCUCCAACAUGCCCACCAACCGAAUACAGAGGAGCAUGUAAUGCAAAUAUGCUCAGAAAGAUGCAAGCAUCCUAUUCGUGGGAUUGGGGACCAUCUUUUCUAUCUGUGGGAAUAUGGAAAGAUGCAUUCGUCGAGUAUUUCAAUGAAUCAACAAUUAGAUACAUAGGAACAGAAAUUAGCGCUGAUAAAGAUAACUGGUAUUUGGAUGUCGAUGUUUAUUUCGCACCUAAAGGUUGGCUGAAAGCUGCCAGAGUAGAGGGCACCCUUGAUUUAGACAUAGUGGGACUCAUUUCCAUAAAAGAUAUAUCUCUGGAGGUUGGGGAAAAUCCUGAAGGAGAAUAUAUUUAUACUACAACAGUCACUGUCUCUAAGAAAGAAGUAAACAUGUGGUGGCCAAACGGUUAUGGAGGGCAAGAACUGUACACAUUAUGGGCCAAGUACAAAUCAAAAUAUGGGGAUGAAAGUACAAAGUCGGUAAGGGUUGGUUUUCGAACUAUAGAACUUAUUCAAGAGUCACUCGGUCAUGGAGGUGGUCUUAAUUUCUAUUUUAAAGUGAAUGGAUUACCUAUUUUCAUGAAAGGAGCCAACGAAAUUCCCUUAGAUAUUUUACCGGAACGAGGGCAGGAUCGCGAUUUAAUAAAGACUCUAAUGGAAACAGUCAAAGAGUCACACAUGAAUAUGUUACGUGUUUGGGGUGGAGGAGUUUACGAGUCUGAUUAUUUUUAUGAUUUAGCCGAUGAAUAUGGUAUUUUAAUUUGGCAAGAUUUCAUGUUCGCCAAUGCCAUGUAUCCCGUGGAUACUGAUUAUAUAUUCAAUGUUAAACAAGAAGUAAGACACCAAGUGAACAGGUUACGUAGUCAUCCCAGUAUUGCUUUGUUCGCUGGAAAUAAUGAAAAUGAAAUUGCUCUGCGACAAAAUUGGUAUGGUACAGAACCUAAUUACACAGUGUACUACAAAGAUUAUGUAGAACUGUACGUAAAGACUAUUCAAGCAGAAUUUAAACGUAUAACACGCAAUAGAAUAUUUUUGUUUUCAAGUCCAUCUAAUGGAGAUGUAACAGUCAAAGAGAAAUAUGUGGCGAAAAAUCCUGGUGACUACAAAUACGGAGAUGUUCAUUUUUACAACUACGAUUCUGAUCCUUGGGAUUCUACACUUUAUCCAGUUCCAAGAUUCACUUCUGAAUACGGUUAUCAAUCAUUGCCAAGUCUCAACUCUUUAUGGCAAGCAACCUCUAAUCCUGAAGCUCUGACCAUAAAAAGUGAUUUUAUCGACCAUAGGCAACAUCAUCCCGACGGAAAUGAUCAAUUGAAAAGUUUGAUAGAAUUCAAUUUAAAAUUACCCGAUGAAUCGCACAAAAAUUAUUUGAAAGCUUUUAUUUAUUAUUCACAAAUUGUACAAGCAGUAGGUAUCAAAAUGCAAACGGAACAUUACCGGCGUUAUCGAAGUAUUCUGAAUAAAGACAGAUUGGGUAACACUAUGGGUGCAUUAUAUUGGCAACUAAACGAUGUAUGGCUAGCUCCUACGUGGUCUGGUACUGAUUUCGCUGGCAAUUGGAAGAUGCUACAAUAUUUCGUUAGAGAUUUUUUCGCACCGGACAUUAUAACAGGAUUUAUCAACGAUAAACGUGUUCUUGAAAUUUAUGUUGUAUCUGAUAGUUUGGUAGAUGUUUCCAAUGUAACGGCUUCAAUAACAAUAUAUAACUGGAACUGUUUGAACCCCAUGCACACUAAAAACCUGUUGGUUGAUAUGAAAUCAGGAAAAUCCAAUCUAAUCAAAUCAUUGUCUACUGAUAAAUAUCUGUCCAAACAAAGGUGCGGUACAAUAGAAGAUGCCAAGAAUAACUGUUUCUUUUAUUUGUCAUUAAGUCACAACGGCAACCUUCUCGUUCCAAAGAAUUACGUUUUUCCAGCUCCUCUUAAGAACAGCAGUUUAGUGCAACCAAAAGUUAAGAUUGAGAAUGUAACUCAGAGCAACGUAAACAUUUUUGAUAUAACGGUAUCAACAGAUAAUAUUGCAUUAUUCGUUUGGUUGGAAACAGAUGUAAAAGGAAAAUUCAGUGAAAACGGAUUUGUGCUAGUGGAUUCGAGAAAAAAUGUUCGCUUCGUCAGUGAAUACCAAACUUCAUUACACGAUUUGCAGAAAAGUCUUACCAUCACGAAUUUACUUGACGAGCAAUUUUUUUAUUCUAAAUCGGUGUCAUCUGCAAUGACUGCUUCCAUUUCGAUCAUUGUGUUUUGUGUAGGCUUUAAUUUCGUUUAUAAAUAAAUAUUUGCAUUGAU